AUUCUCUAUGGUGAAAAACCCCAAACUUUUGCGUCACUGAGAUGCGACGGAAGUCCUUACUCCACAAGCAGCUGUCCUUGAAUGCACUGGGGAAACAUGUUACACAACUAAAUGCUCUUUUUGGCAUUAUUGAACAAACUAUUCAUACCGGAGUAGUGAUAUAAACAUUCAUGUAAAUUUCACCGAGCCCAGCGAUGUCUGCCCCUGACUCGAAACAGAGAAAAGCAUGCUGGGGCACUAGGGACGAGCUGUGGAAGUGCCUUGAUUAUAACCAGGACAAUGCCGCCUCCUGUGAGAAGUUCCAGAAAGAGUUUGAGGCGAGCUGUCCUGCUCAGUGGGUGAAAUACUUCACCAAGAGGAGAGACUUCUUGAAGUACAAGGAGAAGAUGCAGACGGAGGGCUUUGAGCCUGCUGCCGGGCCUAAAGAGUCACAGUCCUAGCCGGUAGCCACUGGUCAGAAGACUGAGAGGAGGGCUUCCAGGGGCCUCCUGGUUGAGGAUGGACAGCAGUGGACUGUCACUGGACACUAAGAGCACAAUCCUGCUAUGCCUCCCAGCGACGACAGCCGCUGGAGGUCAGUGACCUCACACCUAGACCUGAACACGCCGGGGUAGAUGUCACCUACGGGCCGCGGUCAGAUUCUCAAGCCUCUCCCCGAGUGUGCACUUAACUUGGUCACACCUUGCCUCCGACUAGUGACCAUACCGGCGUCACACGGGGGACAGGUGUGUGGUGACGUAACCACGGCGAGUGCUGUGGAAAGUGCACCCCUCAAAAGUCACUGACAAUGGUUCUCCAGGCUUUCUCCGUGUCUCUCUGCUCUCUCAAUACAACAUCAAGUGGUUGUAUGUGGUGUUGACAAUGCUUUUAUUUGACCAAAUAUCAACUGAACACAUCAACAGCUCCGUAACGGAUAGUCUUAACCACCGACUCAUUUCUUAUUCAUGCUAUUGUCAAAGAUGGAUGCAGAGAUGCUUUAUUUAUGAAUAGACAGUGACUGUGUGUGUGUGAUUUGUUGUGUUAAAUAAAGAUGAGUCAAUGGUU
Messenger RNA from Oncorhynchus mykiss (rainbow trout), 1044 nucleotides. RefSeq names its product cytochrome c oxidase assembly factor 6 homolog. NCBI's taxonomy places the organism in Eukaryota, Metazoa, Chordata, Actinopteri, Salmoniformes, Salmonidae. Gene Ontology annotation, biological process: respiratory chain complex IV assembly; mitochondrial ATP synthesis coupled electron transport. Gene Ontology annotation, cellular component: mitochondrion. The record is from RefSeq and is a predicted model, not a curated record.